Amoebophrya sp. A25 is the source of this 460-nucleotide messenger RNA. The record is from the annotation of a GenBank genome assembly. NCBI's taxonomy places the organism in Eukaryota, Dinophyceae, Syndiniales, Amoebophryaceae.
AUGUUCUUGUUGAACACAUGUCAUCAUGUUGUGCUUGUAUCGUUGCGAACUUCUCCCGACAUCAACAAGUUACAGACUCAGUUUAUCUUCACAGUACGUAGUAGUACACAGUCUGAAUUUACUGUUGUAUUUUCUCUGGUGGAAAUUUUGGCAGUAGUGAGACAUGAAAUGGUCGAUUAUAUCAGAAACAAUCUCUCUGUACUGGACUUAAACGCCUGCAACAACCAUGUAGUAGUGAAUGCUUUAAAUCAUUGGUCUCUUCUGCAUGCGAUCAUGAACUGAGUUGAUUUCGACAGUUUCAGCCGCAACUAUGACGAUUUCGACAGGAGUCAAGAUAUACUCAUAUGUUGUCGUCCACAUCUUCUGUGGUGAGCCCAAGAUGCUUUUCCACGAUUUUCGUUGUGCAAGUGUAUGAAAAAUCCAUUCCACACAAACGGACGAGACAACCUCGCCACUUACA